This is a messenger RNA of Brugia pahangi, 414 nucleotides long. The record is from the annotation of a GenBank genome assembly. NCBI's taxonomy places the organism in Eukaryota, Metazoa, Nematoda, Chromadorea, Rhabditida, Onchocercidae.
AUGGCAGCCAAGGUAGCUGAAACUGUAAGUACAACACCUGUCGAGCAGUCAUCGCCGACACCAACACACACUUCCACAAUAGGAGAAAAGAAAAGCGAAUCGACAAAGCGAUCGCAUACAAAAUCAUCGGGUUCCAAACGGCGUAAGAAAAAAAGGGAAACAUUGCCUGAGGGAUUCGACCAAUGGCCGGAAACUGAUCAGAAAUAUUAUCAGGAUAUUUCGGCCCUUUUACGCGACUCGAAGGCAACCAGAAAACAAUGCAGCUUCACGAGACACAAAAUAGGAGUUUGGAAAUCUUUGAAACUUCGCUGGGCUUAUCAUCCAACACAUAAUACUGAAAUGAGUGCUUAUAAGAAAGCACUAAAGGAAGUGACACCACUGGAAAAAACUGAAAACCUUGAUAUCGACUUCUAA